AUGGAAAUGCCAUAUUCAACUUCAUAUUUGUGUUUAACAAACUUUUGCAAGUGCAUCAUUCAACUGUAUAAUGAACCGUACUUGAGAAGACCGACCCAACAAGAUGUGGAGCGCAUAACUGCUAGGCAUUUGGAGGUACAUGGUUUCCCGGGCAUGCUAGGAAGCAUAGAUUGUAUGCAUUCGGGUUGGAGGAACUGUCCAGUGGCAUGGUUCAAACAACGACAUCAACGUCCUAAACGAGUCAGAUUUGUUCGAUCAGUUGCUGGUGAACAAUUUACAAAAGGUUAUUAUCUGGCAGAUGGUAUUUACCCAGAAUGGGCCACAUUAGUGAAGUCUUUUAAAUGUCCCAUGGAUCCGAAGACCCCGAAGUUCAAGCGUUAUCAAGAAGCUGCAAGAAAGGACGUCGAACGGGCAUUUAGGGUCUUCAAGGUCGUUGGGGAAUCAUUGAGAGACACGCGUGUCUGUACAACGUCAAUAAAAUUAAACGCAUCAUGUACUGUUGUGUGA
Erigeron canadensis is the source of this 507-nucleotide messenger RNA. RefSeq lists its product as uncharacterized. Lineage: Eukaryota; Viridiplantae; Streptophyta; Magnoliopsida; Asterales; Asteraceae. The record is from RefSeq and is a predicted model, not a curated record. The transcript has 2 exons. The coding region runs from base 1 to 507 and encodes 168 amino acids.